CAUUCUCCAUUUUUUUCCCCAUCACUGUCCCAUUUAUUUAUUGUCUGAAUUAAUGCAAGCUGCACGUUACCCGAGCAAAAAAACAAGUCAUGUGAAACAACUGAACAAAGCCCACUCAGAAGAAGCACCGGGCACGAUAUAACGACCCUGGUGGCAAGUUUGUGGCGGAGAACAAGCGAGACAGGAGAGUUGCACGGAGCACCUGGAGGAGGAUGGGCGUGAUCGGGUCGCAUCUUUAAUCAUCUCCUGAACUAAGUAGAGGACGCACCGCCUCAGGUUAGAUGUAAAGUUGAAAGUCAAACCUCAGGAGAAAGGAGAGUCUCCGCCCGGAGGAGGAAGAAGAGGAAGAAGAUAAUGAGAAGGCUAGCUGGACCCUUCGUUUUAUUCUUGUCAUCUUAGUUUCUGUGAAAGCCGCGAGUCAGGACACUGUUCUACUUUGCGGCAGUAGCGCAGAGCAGCCCCAUUCUGCCCGGAAAGGCUGCCCUGUGAAGUGUGCUGCUGUUCAUGGAUGCCAGGGUGGCCCUGCUGCACUUAUGGACAGUCCUUGUCCUCCUGACGGCAGAACUGAAGUGGACUGAUGCUGCAGAGGUCUACACCAACGCCUGGGCUGUCCAGAUCAAUGGUGGGCCUGAGGAAGCGGACCGCAUCGCCAGGGAACACGGUUUCAUCAACCAUGGCAAUGUUUUUGGAGAUUAUUAUCACUUCAAGCAUCAUGCGGUGGAGACGAGGGCUUUGUCUGGCCACAGGGGGAUGCACAUCAGACUGCAAAAAGAACCACAGGUCCUGUGGGCGGAGCAGCAAGUGGUGAAAAAGAGGACGAAGAGGGAUAUCUAUGAAGAUCCAAAAGACCCAUAUUUCCCCAAGCAGUGGUACCUGUCCACCCCAACGCAUCAAGACCUGAAUACUAAAGUAGCCUGGGCUCAAGGCUACACAGGGAAAGGUGUAGUCGUGACUAUCCUGGACGAUGGCAUUGAGAAAGACCACCCCGACCUCGUCAGCAAUUACGACCCUGAGGCCAGCUAUGAUGUUAAUGACGGAGAUGCUGACCCCCAACCGAGAUACACGCAGCGAAAUGAAAACAGACACGGAACGCGAUGUGCCGGAGAAGUGGCAGCAGCAGCCGACAACGGUGUGUGUGGCGUCGGGGUGGCCUACAACGCCAAGAUAGGAGGAGUCCGUAUGUUAGAUGGCGAAGUGACAGACGUGGUGGAGGCCCACUCUCUGAGCCUGAACCCGCAGCACAUUCACAUUUAUAGUGCCAGCUGGGGCCCAGAGGACGACGGCAAGUCGCUGGACGGCCCUGCCAAGCUGGCGAAGGAGGCUUUCCUCCAGGGAAUCACCAAGGGCCGUGGCGGACAAGGCUCCAUCUUUGUGUGGGCCUCAGGUAACGGUGGCCGGGAGCAGGACAGCUGCAACUGUGACGGCUACACCAACAGCAUCUACACCCUUUCCAUCAGCAGCACCACGCAGUCCGGCAACGUGCCGUGGUACAGCGAGCCCUGCUCGUCCACCCUCGCCACCACCUUCAGCUCUGGAAACCCUGGGGAGAAACAGAUAGUGACCACAGACCUGAGGCAAAAGUGCACAGACUCUCACACGGGGACGUCGGCCUCUGCCCCGCUGGCUGCUGGGAUCAUCGCUCUGGCUCUGGAGGCCAAUAUGAACCUGACCUGGAGGGACAUGCAGCACCUGGUGGUGAGAACGGCCCGGCCCGGACGCCUCAGCGCCGGAGACUGGAAGACCAACGGAGUGGGACGCAGAGUGAGUCAUUCGUACGGCUACGGGCUUCUGGAUGCGGGCGCCAUGGUGGCUUUGGCACAGAACUGGACCACGGUGGCACCACAGCAUCAGUGUGUUCACACCAUGCUCGCAGAACCAAGAGACAUCGGGAGCAAGCUGGUGUUCAGCGAGAGCGUGGACGCCUGCUGGGGACGCCCGGAGCACGUCAGCUCCCUGGAACACGUUCAGGCUCGCCUCACUCUCUCCCACAACCAGAGAGGAAAGCUGGCCAUUCAUCUCAUCAGCCCACUGGGCACACACUCCACCUUGCUGUUUCCCAGGCCCAAUGACUUCUCCUCCGAGGGAUUCAACGACUGGGCCUUCAUGACCACCCACUCAUGGGGCGAGGAUCCUCAAGGGGAAUGGACGCUGGAAAUAGAAAACGUCGCGGCUAACGGACAAGACUUCGUUGUGUUGAGGCAGUUCACCCUCACCCUGUGGGGUACUGGAUCUAGCGUCGUCAACCCCUCCUCAUCCGACUUCCCUCGGCCGUCCAACAACAGCUGCAAGACCUUUGAUGCCCAGCAGAUCUGUAUCGAGUGCAGCGCCGGCUUCUCCCUCUUCCUCCAGGGUUGUGUGAAGUUCUGUCCGCUGGGCUUCACCUCGGGCCCGCAGCUGCUCAACCUGUCCCUGGAGAGCUGGGUGGACUUGUCCUCCGUCCAGGCCUGCCUGCCUUGCAACCCUGCCUGUCUCACCUGCUCUGACACCGGGCCGACGAACUGCCUGUCCUGCCCGCCUCACAGCCACCUGGUCCUCACCUCCUGCCCGCACCAGAACCAGGUCCAGCGCAAAUCCCCACCAGUUGGGGACCUCCAGGUGGACAGAGCCCGGCCAGAGGGGGAGGUCCCGACAGCAGUGGACGACAGCGGAGGAGGCGAGGAACCUCCGGGCUUCGGCGUCGCUCCGUCCACUCGGCUGCCCGUGGCCGUGGCCGUGCUCAGCUGUGCCUUCAUCCUGGCGGCCUUCGUCGGGGUCUUCUUCUUGCUGCAGAUGCGCUCCGGCGGCGCUUCUUUGGGCCGGAGGACCAAACUGCCCUCUGUGUAUUCAGAGACGGGGGUGCGGAUGGGCUUCGGCUUCGGCCGCGGCCAGAGACGGGAGAGGAAGGCCCGGAUAUGCUACAAGGGGAUCCCCACCGUGUGGGGGGACGAGGACAUGAGCGCCUACCGGUCUGAAUCAGACGGCGAGGAAACGGGCGCUCACGCCGAGAGGAUGGCGUUCAUCAAGACCCAGAGCUCCAUCUAGCCGGACCGGCGCCUGCUGUGGUGGAGCCCGCCGCCACGCCUCCUGGGUCGAGCUCAGCACCCCGGUCAAAGGCACUAAAGAGCCAACUAAUCGUUCCUUCUGUAUUUAUUAACGUUUGUUGAUUUGUCUUGUUUGAUUACUAUCGGAUGACAGGUGUAUUCAUUAUACAUUUCACCCGUUGUCACCAAUCUGAGGUGUUAUACAACCGUGUUAUUUAUUUUUUAGGUUAUUGACCUGCUUGACCAGAUGUUGUCCAGUUGGUUGAAGGGGCACGAAGAUGAAGUUGAGAAAUUAAAAUCAAGCAGCAGAGGUAGAGAUAUCCUGGCUCUUAGUCCCAAGUGAAGAUAAAAUACCAUCGAAAUUCUUUUGUUGGAGCCCAUCUGCCUGUUACAUGCUGGAGUUUUUCAAUGUCUUCACCCCCAGUUUCUUAAAGAGUAACCAAUCAGCUCAACGUACGAUCCAAUUCAGUUUAUUUUAUACAGGCCAACAUCACAAAUUACAAAUUAGCCUCAAAGGGCUUUACAACGUGUACACCUACGACGCCCUGUCCCAGGACCUCACAUCGGAUGAGGAACACACUGAAACAAUAGCAACUAGAAUGGGCACUCGGUAGAGUGCAUACCUUCGCAUAUCACAAGAUUGGGCAUUGAAUUAUGAACAUUUUGGCAUUAGUUGCAUGCCAAUUGGACAAAAAUGUAUCGUGCUAUGGUAAAAAAAGAGUUUGACCUUUCCAUGACCUUGACCUUUGACCCGAUUGAUCCCAAAAUCUAAUCAACUGGUCCCCGGAUAAUAAACAAUCAUCCCACCAAAUUUCAUGCGAUUCGGUUCAAUACUUUUUGAGUUCUGCGAAAGAUUUUGACCUGUUCUUGACCUUUGACCUUUGACCCGAUCGAUCCCAAAAUCUAAUCAACUGGUCCCCUGAUAAUAAACAAUCAUCCCACCAAAUUUCAUGCGAUUCGGUUCAAUACUUUUUGAGUUUUGCGAAUAACACGCAUACAAAUAAAUAAAUAAAUACACGGCGAUCAAAACAUAACCUUCCGGCAUUUUCAAUGCGAAGGUAAUGAUGUCAUCAUUGCUAUUGUUUCAGACUUGUCAACGGUCCUCCAGACCUCCAGAAUAAUUGUAUACAACCCAAACCGGCUGAGCGGUGCUUUCUGUGACAAGUACCCGGCUCCCGUAAGCCCGUUGAGUGCAUUACACUCACAAUAUGCAUCGAUUUGUCACCAACACAAACACUCGGCCAUCAAACCUAACUUUACGUUAUAUUUGAUCAUAUUCCCAGCAGAUUGUGGGCCAGCGGUCGUGAAGUUGAGACUCUAUUUAUUUAAUAGGAGCACUUGAGAUGGGAGGUUUCUGCUCAGGGACAGAACGAUGCGCCGUGCUGCCGGCUGUCUGACGGGCAGGAAGCGGCUCGGGAACCGCCACCGCAGCGUCGCCACCACGUCUCAUUGACUCGGAGGAAAGUAACACUGGUUUUCAAUAAAGUGAAAAUAACACUUAGCCCAAAGCUGCCCGGGUGACCUUUACAACAUUUGUCAUCCAGGUUUCUGCAGAUAAGAAAUGAGAUUAUUUCCCCUUCAGAACAUAUUUAUUGAUUGUGGGUUUGAUCUUCAGGGUAAAGCUCGUCCUCUUUAUUGUGAGCUCCACACAUUGAAAGACAAACACAUGCUUCACUUCCUCGUGUACCCGUGUGGACGUGCCGCAGGUGGAACGCUUACUGUGACGAAGGGAUGACACCUUGUUUCACAUUUUAUAUGUUUGUUUUAUAUCCUUUUUUAUUUAACGAUGAAUGCUGAUCUUGUGGAGAUAAGUUUCAUGGUGGAAUAAAUUUCCUGGCUGUUG
Molecule: messenger RNA, 4863 nt
Organism: Pseudoliparis swirei
Lineage: Eukaryota; Metazoa; Chordata; Actinopteri; Perciformes; Liparidae
Gene: furinb
Product: furin (paired basic amino acid cleaving enzyme) b
Exons: 16
Coding region: 505-3021 (838 amino acids)
Biological process (GO): peptide hormone processing
Cellular component (GO): Golgi membrane; trans-Golgi network
Molecular function (GO): serine-type endopeptidase activity
Source: RefSeq, a predicted model, not a curated record